Lepidothrix coronata (blue-crowned manakin) is the source of this 1404-nucleotide messenger RNA. RefSeq names its product ubiquitin specific peptidase 50 (gene USP50). Gene Ontology annotation, molecular function: cysteine-type deubiquitinase activity. The record is from RefSeq and is a predicted model, not a curated record. Gene Ontology annotation, cellular component: dendritic spine; midbody; extrinsic component of plasma membrane. NCBI's taxonomy places the organism in Eukaryota, Metazoa, Chordata, Aves, Passeriformes, Pipridae. The transcript has 7 exons. Gene Ontology annotation, biological process: Ras protein signal transduction; protein K48-linked deubiquitination; protein K63-linked deubiquitination. The coding region runs from base 291 to 1301 and encodes 336 amino acids.
GUGCUCCUCUCUUCCCAAGGUUUUCUGUUCUGGGUGGCACAUAGGGAGGAGAUAGAGGCAGGUUGGGCCAGGCACAUUCCCCUGCCUGAGGACCAACGUAACCAAGUGACAUCACAAAGGGAAUGGGGCAGGAAUAGCUCGGGUGACAGGAUGGAACACAGGACACAACACCCGAGGCAUUGCUUGGCUUGUUCUACAGAGAUUGCUGUGGUUUCUAAGUUCUCUGCCCUGCCUCAAAAUAGAGUAUCAGCCUCUAAAAAUUCAAGAACAGCAACAUUGUAGGUGGAAGGAUGGCUUGGAAAUGGAAGUAUUCCCACAAGGAAGAGAUGGAGGACACGAGCAGCCGUCACCCAGGGCUCACUGGCCUGCAGAACCUGGAGAACACGUGCUACAUGAACGCGGUUUUGCAGUGCCUGUGCAGCCUGCCCCAGCUGGUGGAGUAUUUCCUCUCAGGGAGGUGGAACACAGCCCUGCGCACGGAGAUUGGAGAGUCUGCAACUGCCUUUGGCUGUUUGAUGUCCGAUAUGUGGCUUGGAGACUUUGACUAUGUUUCCCCUGAGGCUUUUCAUUCAGUCUUUGGGAAGCAAUACCCAACAUUUAGCAGGAGGACUCAGCAUGAUGCGCAGGAGUUUCUGAUCUGUGUGCUCGAUGAGCUCCACGAGGCUUUCAAGGAGUCAAGCCGACACAGAGCUGGUGCAGAAGCAAGAGGGAGUGGCAGUGGCACAUCCAUUAUAACACAGUUAUUUGAGGGACAGCUCAGUUAUGGUAUCACAUGUCUGAAAUGCAACACCAUCACUGACAGACCUGAGAGCUUCACUGUCCUUUCCCUGCCCAUCCCUUCUAGGAGAGUGUGCUCUCUGCAGGAGUGUCUUGACUGCUUCUUUCAGCCAGACACACUGACUCGGAACAACCAAAUCCACUGCUACUGGUGUGGAACAAACCAAGAUGCCACAGUAAAGGCCACCAUAACCAGGGCACCGCAGAUCAUUAUUUUUCACCUAAAGAGGUUUGCCUGGCAGGACAAGCACAGAAGGAAACUCUCAACCACUGUCGACUAUCCAUUACAGAAUCUGGAUCUCUCUCCCUACAGCUCCACGUUUUCCUACAAUGAAGUGUACAGCUUAUGUGCUGUAGUGAACCAUGCUGGUGAUAUAGAUUAUGGCCACUACACAGCAUUCUGCAAGCACUCAACCACCAAACACUGGUACAGCUUUGAUGAUGUCCAGGUCACCAAGAUCUCAGAUUCUGCAGUGCAGACUGACACAGCUUACCUCCUCUUCUACACCUGUCAAGGCUAUUGAGAAUCUGCUGACCCUUGAAGACCAACAGGGAGUAGGGCAGCAACUAGAAUUCAUCAGCAGCAUUAGCCAACUCCUAUUUCAUCAAUAAACUAGAGCAUUUGCA